Thyridium curvatum is the source of this 1836-nucleotide messenger RNA. RefSeq lists its product as uncharacterized. The transcript has 3 exons. Lineage: Eukaryota; Fungi; Ascomycota; Sordariomycetes; Thyridiales; Thyridiaceae. The coding region runs from base 1 to 1836 and encodes 611 amino acids. Gene Ontology annotation, molecular function: arylsulfatase activity. The record is from RefSeq and is a predicted model, not a curated record.
AUGGCAGCAGCAAACGGCAAGCGUCCCAACUUCUUGGUCAUCGUCGCAGACGAUCUGGGCUUCAGCGACUGUGGCUGCUUCGGCUCAGAGAUCUCGACCCCCGCCAUCGAUGCUCUGGCCGCCGAGUCCAAUGCGCUGCGGUACACCAACUACCAUGUCGCUGCAGCAUGCUCGCCGACGCGGUCGAUGCUCAUGACCGGCACUGACCACCACAUCGCCGGUCUCGGCCAGCUCCAUGAGCUCACGCGCGCGUCCCCCGCGCACGCCGGCAAGCCCGGCCACGAAGGCUACCUGAACGAGCGGGUUGUCGCCCUACCCGAACUCUUGUCUGACGGUGGCUACUACACGUGCAUGUCGGGCAAAUGGCAUCUAGGCCUCAAGCCCGAGCACCACCCCAUCAACCGCGGCUUCAAGAAGUCGUUUGCGCUGCUGCCCGGCUGCGCGAACCACUACGCGUACGAGCCCGAGUACAAGGAUCCCAACACGGAGCCCGGCAAGUUCUUCGAGACCGCAACGCGCGCACUGCACGCCGAGGACGACCGCUUCCUGGGACGCCUGCCGGAGGGCUUCUACAGCAGCGAUGCGUACGCAGACAAGAUGAUCAAGUAUCUCCAGGAGCGAACAGAGGACGAGAAGAAGCAGCCCUUCUUCGCGUACCUGCCGUUCAGUGCGCCGCACUGGCCCCUGCAAGCGCCCAAGGAGAACUGCGAUAAAUAUAGGGGUUUCUAUGAUGACGGACCGGAAGCCCUGAGGCAGAAGCGGUUGGCAAGACUAAAGGAGCUGGGAAUGGUCGACGCUAACGUCGAUGCCCAUCCCAUCGUCAUCACGGACGGUAAACCGGAGAACUGGGACGAGCUUCCCCAGAAUGUGCGUCAAGCUUCUAGCCGUGCCAUGGAGGUCUAUGCCGGCAUGGUCGACCGAAUGGACUGGAAUAUCGGCCGUGUCGUCGAGUACCUCAAGUCCAUUGGCGAAUACGACAACACCUUCGUCUUGUUUAUGUCUGAUAAUGGUGCCGAAGGUGCUAGUUACGAGGCCGUCCCCCUUGUUGGCGACAAUAUCAUGGCGCACGUCGAAAAGUACUACGAUAACAGCUUGGAAAAUAUCGGUCGAGGGAACAGCUUCGUCUGGUACGGCUGCAGAUGGGCACAGGCCGCCACUGCUCCCUCGCGGCUCUUCAAGAUGCACUCUACCGAGGGAGGCUGCAGGGUACCGCUUGUCGUCAAGCCCCCUGUCAGCAUUGUCGCAUCCAAGGGUGCUAAGAGCGGUAUCAUCACCGAUGCCUUCUGUACUGUCAUGGACAUUGUGCCCACUUUCCUGGACCUUGCUGGUCUCACUCACCCAGCCGAGUACAAAGGACGGCCCAUCGCACCCCUUCGUGGCCGAAGUUGGGUCAAAUUCCUUUCGCUGAUGAACGCUCCCGCAACAACCGGCACUGCAGAUACCGCUCACGAUAUUCAUGGCCAGGACUACGUCAUGGGAUUCGAGAUCGCCGGCUCUGGCGCACUUCGCCGCGGCGACUGGAAGAUCACCUUUGUGCCCGCACCCAGGGGCCCUCAGAAGUGGGAGCUGUUCAACAUCCGGAACGAUCCCGGUGAAGUGCACGACCUGGCCACAGAGAAGCCUGAGCUUCUAAAGGAGAUGCUACUGCUGUGGGAAGAGUACAAGGGUGAUGUUGGAUCAGUUGGUGUGGCGGGCGAGUAUCCUACGGUGACACAGGGCAGAGUCAGUGUCUUUGACGAGAUGGAUGACCCCUAUGCGUGGAUCAAGUACAUUGGAAAGCCGGAGAUAACACCAGAGAGGCUCAAGACAGUAGUACCACAAGUGGCGGCGGCGUAG